AUGGUCUCCAAGCUCUCUGCCCUUCUUGCCAUUGCGGCUACUCUGCCCACGGCUUUCGCUCACUACAACUUCGAGUCCCUCAUCGUCAACGGCGCGCCUAGCGGAGGCUUAUGA
Molecule: messenger RNA, 114 nt
Organism: Verticillium alfalfae VaMs.102
Lineage: Eukaryota; Fungi; Ascomycota; Sordariomycetes; Glomerellales; Plectosphaerellaceae
Product: fungal cellulose binding domain-containing protein
Exons: 1
Coding region: 1-114 (37 amino acids)
Source: RefSeq, a predicted model, not a curated record